AUGGAGAGCUCGGGAGUCGUCUAUGAAACCCUAGAUUAUCUCUCCCCCUUCGACGGCGAUUCUUCCCAGCAGUACGCUGUCUUCCGCAGCGAAAUUACCUCACUGAAGGGUUCGGCCGCCUGUGACCCCGCCACCGACUACUUUUCUCUCGACCCCUCUGUCGACGGGGUAGACUCUGGGUCCGAUGAGCGGCCGGAGGAGAGCCCUUCUGUGCAAUUCGUUUCUCGAACCGCCGAGGAGGAGAACAUCGCUCCCGAGCUUGGCUGGUUCCGCGCUGGCAGCCGCUUUAGGAGUCCCAUGGUCCAGCUUCACAAAGGUGCAUAUCUUUGUUUAAUAGCAAGUACCGCAGGCUACUCCGUUACAUUAUUCGGUCACUGGUUCCGAAUUAUGUUUUUAUCUUUAAAAAAUCCAAGCUCUCGUAAGAUUCUCACAAUUGCUGCCGAUGAACAAUUAAAGGCACUGAAUAAUAUUUUUUUUCAGUUGGAUAAUAUCACGAUCGGUGUUAUAAAAAAAAAGGCGUAAAUAUAGUUGCCUGAAGAAGUGCAGAGUGUUGGGACGGGAAAUAUCGGUGAACACUUCUUCCUCAAGGGCAAGAGCUUAUGAUUAAGGACGAGGAGCAAGAAUGUUUUUCAUUGAUGCAAAUAUAUACAAUAAUUUGCGGUAGGUUAAAACAAAUUGCAUCGAAAAAUAAUUCGUCUGAAUUCUGGCCAUCACGGGACCAAUGAAAAUGGAUUGGACUCUUAUAAACUUUCUAGGAGUUGUAGAGGGUGACUGUGAGAAACGAGGGAAUAUUACUCCAUAAUUUGCGUUACAAAUUCAUUUCGAAUUCCCAACAUUGACUCUAUUUUUUUGGUCCUCUGCUGUUGUUGGAAACCUAAUUUUUCUUGUCCGUACUUGCCAAGACCUUUGUAGAGUCCAUAUAUGCAUCUAUAUGUUGUAGUCAUCUAUGGCGUGGCAAAAACGUGUUGCUUGUGUUUAUUCGUGAGAAAUGUUUAUUGAUUUACAGAAAUACUUGAUUUCUGUGACUUCAUAUCUCCGACUUGCGAGGAGGAAGUAGACCGGGAAGCAGCUGUACAACGAGUUUUUGAGGUUAUCAAAUAUAUUUGGCCCCAUUGCGAUGUAAUCUUCUGGCGUUUCUACUGAAUUGACAUUUUCUUUCUUUCCUAGCUCUGUUUUAUUGCAGUCUCAAAAUUUUCGUUCUUUCUUAGGUCGAAGUCUUUGGUUCUUUCAGGACUGGUCUCUAUUUGCCAACUAGUGAUGUUGAUGUAGGUAUACUGCCCGUUUUCUCAUUUUUUUUGUAUUGUGCUUUACACAGGAGUCUUUAUCUGCUGCUUUUAUUAUUUCCUGAUCUUCGGGAAUAUUAAUAUCCUGUGAACGCAUGUGUUCAAAAGACACGGUUUUUUUCCUUCAUUAUUUUUCGCUUUACACUGCUUUCUUUUCUUUAUUAAAGUUUCAUUGGUGAUUUUUUUUUUCAUAAUUCUGCUCAGAUUUAUUUUUUCCCUUGUAGAAUAAAGUAGCAAUUUUCAUGUUUUCUUACGUUAAGCCUUUAGUCAAACAUAUUUAAAUGGUCGCCUAGUAGUUACCCAUGCUAGUCUAGUCGAUGGCACAUUUUCUGGUAUUCUUGAAGAGUUAUCUUAUGUGAACCGAAUUUUUUUUGACUUGUGCAUCAUUUGUCCUAUUAUUUAUGUAGAAAGGUUCUUUCGGGAUGUAUCUUACUUAGGCAGAGCUGGCCUACGUAAUUCCAGUUCUAUUUGAUUGAAGAGGGGCAUUGGAAAGCUUUCUUUCUGAAUUAUAUCCCAUUUUUUCCUACUGCAUUUGGAAAAGAAAAUCUGCCAAAAUAUCACAGCAUAGAAUUUGGAUCCAUGACUUACUUUGUGUUUUUAAUUUGCCUUUUUUUUGUUAGGCAGACUAUGUUUAGCGCUUUAUUUAUGAUUCAAAGAAUGCCUUCAGAAUUUGAUGAUGAGGCUAGGCUAAACUGGGGUCCCAGGACUUGAAUAAUUUUUUAAUCCCAAUCCUGUACACGUGGUUUAAAUCAUUUAGUAAAGUGGUACUUCGAACAGAAAUGUUCUUGGUAGUUCUAGUUUUCAGUUGGGGUAACUUGGCAUUAUUCAGAUGCUAGUUGACAUCGUACCGGACCCUUUGGUCUGGAUGAAUCACAUUAUCUGUGAUUGUUACUCAAACUGGUUAUGACAACAACUACGGUUCUGUGGCAAAAUUAUAACUCCAUCUUACUAUUUUUCCUGUGUACAUGGUCAGAAUUGGGUGUAAUCCCCCCCCCCCCCCCUCAACCCAAAAAAAGAAAAGAUCCAAUUGUGCUAUCUUAAAUCUAUGAUUUGGAUUGAGAGUACAUGGCCAGAAUUAGGUACACAUGGUUUUGAAACUGAAAUUUACUGUUUGGAUUGAUAGUGCAGGGCUGAGUUGAGCUUGUGUUGGAUAUUUUUAGUUUUUGAUCUUCCGUGGUGUCUGCUGUUCAAGGAGCACGAUUUUGUUAAAUUUCGAUUCAACGGUAAAAUUAUGGAGAUUCUGCAGUCCCCACCGACGACUGAGGUGCUUGAAAAGCAGCUACAGGGGAUAUGAAGUGAACAGUCCUCUGCCCUGUUGAUGAAUAAUACCUGGGUUGGCCGUGCAUCUGGGUUAUUCCCAGGAAGGAAAUGUGUCUGGUUGUCAAGCUCUGACCCGUGAUUCGACAACACAGAUUGGCAUGUCUGAGAAAAAAUGGUUUGGGGUGUCCAUGAUGAACUGGCUUACGUUUAAAUGACCACUGAAAAAGGUUAAUUCAUUUGGUCAGACAUUGAACAUAGUAGCUCAGUUUUCCAUGGACGUCAUUAUUUGUUUCUUCUUUUUGGAAGAAAAUCUUACUAUUAAAUGAGAAAUUAAAUCAUCAUAUAGUCGUUUUUUAUCUUUGUAAACUCACAGCUGCGGUUUAAGUUUAAUUGUGGGUGCUGAAUGAAUGUUGGGAUCUUACCUAUGUGUUCUAUUAUUUUCUUUGAUAUAGGUUGUGAUCCUGAAUUCAAAGGUGAAAACUCCUCAAAUGGGUCUUAGUGCUCUUGCUAGGGCGAUGUCCCAGAAAAGUAUUGCUAAAAAGAUACAGGUCCUCUAUCUACUGAGAGAAUAGUCGAGCAUAAUUUAUGUUACACAUAAAAUAGCUCAUAAUUCAUGUACUUUAUUUUCUGUUAGGUUAUAGGAAAGGCUCGUGUACCAAUAAUAAAGUUUGUGGAAAAGCAAAGUGGAAUUGCGUUUGAUAUCAGGUUUUCCCUAUCUAUCAAACUCAUAAGAAGUUUAUUUUCAUUUUAUCUGUACUUUUUGAUGAUGCGUCGUUGUAUUAUUUAGUGCAAAUGAUUGCCAGCAUUAGCUUUUUGAGUGGACUUAAUACAUUUCAGGACUUUUCCUUGGUUACAUCGUCCAGAAAUAUGUUGACAGUACAAUUGAUAUUUUUUUCGGUUCUUGGCUCCAUUUGUCUCGUAUUCUAAAUUUUGCUACUUUAUAACAUUCCUCGGUGGAUGCCAUGACCUUGGAUAAAUUAGCUGAGAAUGUUGUCAGGUUUAACAGAAAUAAAAAGGAAUUAUUAAAAUGGUGGAACAUUUCCGACCAGCAUAGCCCAGGCAGCUCAGUAGUGGCUUCAGAGGAGGAACGAAUAUGCAAAAUAAGUGUUUGUAGUAGAUAGGCAAGUGUUAGGAGAGAAAAAUGAGUAAAUCAUAAAUCCAGAUGUGUCCGGAGUUUCAUUCUUAUUUGAUCAGUGUACCUCUGCUUAUUUUGAAGUCUGCCAUCUCCGGAAAAUUUUGUUUGAAGUCUAGUUUGAUGGAUAUCCGUGUCAGAAACAUACAAACCUGUUAUAUUGGUUUGAGUUGCUGGAGUCUAUGUGAUGUUCUAACCUAAUAUGUCAUAUUAGCUUGAAUUUCCAUUAAAUUUGUUUAGGUGCUCGGUGAGAGCCAGUAUAUUCAGAUAUAAUACUGCCUCAUAUUUCAGUUGUAGGCAUCUAUUCACGUUGACAUUAGGAGAAUCGUUACAGUAUAUGUCAUGAACCCUGAAAGCCAUAGCUAAAGACGAAAAUAUGCAUGGGUAUUGUCAUCUUUAUUUCUAAAAGCUUUUAUUUCAGUUGUAUCGCCUAAAUCUUCAGGAAGGAUUUAGUGGAAACCCCAUCUCUAGGAUUUGACUGGAGUAUAAAACUUUUGUCGGGAUGUUGGCUUGAAAUCCCUCUUCCUUUUGCUGGUAGGAUAUGUGCCGCCAAUGUUAAUGCUGGGACCGCUGACCAGAGAAGCGAACUGCCCAAGCAACAGUCAUCUUUGGCAGUUCUCUUGUCCUGAAGUUUCACAAGCUAAACUUCCUUUGACAUCCAUUUAAUUCCAUCAGUAAAUGGAUAUCUGGGAUAGGAUUGUUAUGAGCACGAGACUGUUUCGUUUACGUUGCAUUCGUUAUCCUUGAAAAGAUAACGCUGCUGCUUCUGAAAUGGAUUUCAUUUUUUGCAGUUAUCUGACUUGAAACUAGAGACAUGUCUCAAAAUGAAAGUUUGAAUAACUUCGUGCUUUAUUUCUCCAUAACAUCAUGUAAAAACAUGUUCUGUAAUGUCUUUCUUGUCGCUGCAUUCUAUAUAUAUAUUUAUAUACACGCUGAUAUUGAAGACUUUCUUUCUGUCAGUUUUGAUAUGCAGAGUGGCCCAGAUGCUGCUGAUUUUAUCAAGGUAUAUAUCAGUCACCUUCUUUCUAGCCUUCACUUUUUUGCUCCUUGUUACCAAUGAGCAACUUAAAGCUUGUGGCAGAUGGCAGUAUGGGUUUUGGAAAUGAUCCCCAUAAACCCAUCCGAUAUAAUCCUGUUUGUCCCAUUUUCUGGAAAUGCUCCUUUAUGAUAGUGUUAUGACAUUAGGAAAAGAUGAUAAAAAUGAAAAAGGUGAAAUUUUGAAGGUUUUUAUACUUCUCAUCAUAUAGCUGUUGAUUUUCAAUGUCCGCAUUUUUUUUUAAAAUUCCAUUUUCGAAUGUUUGAAGAUUCUUUAUCUUUUCUGCCUUUUCCAUUUCGUGAGUUUCCAUUAUUUGCUCUAUCACAACAUUUGCUUGACCUCCCUUAUUCAUUAUUUCCAUUAUUUCUUGUUUCUCUAAAAAGCUGCCAGAACUAGAUUCCAGUUGCUUUUCUACAUUGAAAAGCACACUAGCCAGAUUAACGAACCUUUAUAGCAUGUAGUACAAUCGUUACUUUUAAUAAAUACUAUCGGUUUCAGUAAAUUUUUACUAAUUGCUUGUUGGGGAUGCUAAAAAAAAAUAUUAUUUCAGAGUUUCAGGUAAUAUUAUUUUUUACGAUUUUAGUGCCGUGUACUAAGUCCAUUCAACCCAUCGUUGACUAGAUGCGUGUGCUACAUUACUGAUUCUUAUCAACUAAAAUCAUUACUUGACCGAAUCAUCUUCCUAGGAUAACUGUUGACGGGGAGUGUUUUUUCAGGAUGCUGUGUCAAAGAUGCCUGCUGUAAGGCCACUGUGUUUGAUUUUAAAGAUGUUUCUGCAGCAGAGAGAGCUGAACGAGGUUUGUAUGGGAUGGAAACUUAGCCAAUACUCAUUAUUGUGGAAUUUUUUUUCUGAUGAACCAUUGUUCAGUAAAAUUUGCACUGCGCUUUUCUCCUUCCUUUUAGGUCUUUUCAGGUGGGAUUGGUUCGUACGCACUUAUUACUAUGCUCAUAGCACAUCUUCAGGUAAUAUCGACGAUCAUCAUUUCGAUCCCAUUAAUUGUACUCUCUCUCAAAAAGACAUCCCGUGGUAUAUUAUGGAUAUGUAAAAUUCGCAUGCCAUUCUUUCAGAAAAGUAGUCCUAGACAGUUUUGAAUUUCAAAACUGUUGGUGUUAUGAGGUACAUAUACGUUUAAUGGUUUUGUACCAUCAGUUUUCAAUUAGUGGUUGUAAUGCGUUCCUAAGGUGUUAAAUUGGUGAUGCCAUUCUGAGACUUGCAAUCCUUAGAAUCACUUAUUUGUUUUAAUUAUCAAGGUCUCCUGUUGCAGACACAUUGGAGAGGACAAAGUUUAUUAUCCCAAAAGCUGCAGGAACAUAAUCUGGGGACUCUUUUGGUAUGUGUAAUUAAGUCAUAUACAGAUGUUGUCUCUGCAAAACACUUCUUACUUCUUUUCAGCAUCUUCCCAUUCAGCAUGUUAAGUCAGGAUAAAACUCCUUUUUUUAGGAGUGGUUUAUGUAUUGAGAGAAACCUGGGGUCGUGCCCAUUACACGUUAGGCAUCAAAAUCUGAACUUGCUGAUUUGGCAAAAUGACCCGAACCCAUGUGGAUGAGGGUUGGACCCGGCUAAUCUGGCUGUCCUGAUUCUACUAUGCUUAGUUGACUUUGUGAAAUAGUGAUGUACGGACCGCUAGGUGCACAAUAUGAAUGUAAUGUGCUUGGAGCUUCUGAUAUUCAAAGGCGACACAUUCAAGAGUUUUUUUUUUUCUCUCGUAUCUUAUCUUACAUGCUAUUUUUUACAAAACAGGUUAGUUUUUUUGAGUUCUAUGGGCGAAAACUGAACAAUUGGCAUGUCGGUGUAUCCUGCAAAGUAGCAGGCAACUUUUUCCUGAAGAGCACCCGGGGGUAAUGAUAAUUUUUUUAUUUUCUAUUGCUUUUUGUGCCCCACAAUUUAUUAAGUUUUUUUGCUUUUUUUUGUUUAUCUGUUUUCAGUCUCCUUUGGACCUAGAACGAAAUUAGAUGUGUUCUUACUUGUCUUCUUUGCCUACAGAUUUUUGAACAGUGAUCGUCCAUAUCUUCUCUCUAUUGAGGAUCCUCAGGUAAGUUUGAUGUUUUUCUAGUUUGAUUGUUUUAGUUCCAUAAACCAUUCUAGAAAUUAACGCCUACUGUUUGAUGUUUAUUGACCAGGAACCUAGCAAUGACAUUGGGAGGAACUCUUAUAACUACUUCAAGGUCGUGCUUUACAUCUUUCUAUGAUACCUUUGCUGGGAAAAGCUUUUGCUUCCAAAGUUUUCAAUGCCCUUUUGCUCAUGUUUUUAUAUGCUUCCUUUUAAAGAACUGCACGCACGCGUCGCAAUGUACAGGAAAUUCAUUCUCUUUGAUCCCAAUGCAUCUCUUCAGUCAUUCCAUGUGAUAGAAAUUGAGCCAACUCUGCAUGUCUGUUUAUUCUCUGAGACAAACGCCUGAUACUUGCUUUUGGUACCCAUUUAUGUAUCUAUGGCACUGAUAUCACCUUGUGGAGGAUGGAGAUUGACUCGCUGGUUAUAUAUAUCUUCGCUUUGCAGGUGAAGUCAGCCUUUGCUACAGCUUAUUCAUCGCUGACCGAUGCGCACAUCAUGAGCCUGGAAGCGCAGAAGAGCAUCCUAGGAGCCAUAAUAAGACCAGAUCCCAUUUUGCUACAGCGCAAGGGCGGAUCCAAGGGGGAUCUCACUUUCGACAGGUUGCUUCCUGGAGCUGGCGAACAGAGCCGCCAUUUGGGAUUUGAAGGUGUCGGCGAUAUCCUCUGCAACUGGCAGCUGAUGGAAGAGGAACCCCUGCCUAGGGAGGCGGUUCUUCGCAGCGGCGGGUUGUCUCCUUCGAGAAAGAGGAAGUCAUCGAAACCAAGUCAUAGACCCAGUUCUAAUCGAAACGGCAAGUCUGCGGAUAUUAUGACGGAGGGUAAAUCUGGGAAGAAGGAAAAGAGAACGAAGAAACACCAGGGGAACUAA
Molecule: messenger RNA, 7632 nt
Organism: Spirodela intermedia
Lineage: Eukaryota; Viridiplantae; Streptophyta; Magnoliopsida; Alismatales; Araceae
Source: the annotation of a GenBank genome assembly